AAACAUUUAGGGAACUAUUGAGCGCUACAUUAUUUGGCGAACAUCUGAUGCAAUGUUAGAAAAGUGUAUACAAAUGGUUGAAAUGAUUGAAUCAAUUGAUUAAUUGUUUACUAAAUUAAUAACAAGUUUGCGCUUCACUGAAGACCAACAGUGGAUGAGCUUAUGAUGAACUGAAGUGUCCACAAGUGUCCAAACCAUGAACUCUCGUCACAUGUCAUUAGAGAUGCCGGGAAGUGUUGGCCCGAAGAAUACGUCGAUAACACCCGUCCAGCAGAUGAUGUCUUCGUGUACGGGAGCGCUCAUCACAUCCAUCUUCGAUUGUGUCCACAAUUUAGUGACCCCUUUAGAUGUGGUGAAGAUUAGACUCCAAUCGCAACAAAAAGAGUUUAUGAAAAACAAAUGCUAUUUGUAUUGCAAUGGACUGAUGGAACACCUCUGCUAUUGUCCCGCCAAUGGUGUCAACACUAACAUCACUUCCAACACAUCCAACGCCUUCUCCACAGCCUCUCAAUCGGCGCCCGUAUUUCAGACACAGGUGUUUGAGAGGAGCCGACACUUCAACGGAACUGUGGACGCGUUCGUGAAAAUCACGCGAAACGAAGGCCUGUCAGCCCUUUGGAGUGGACUUCCGCCCACUUUAGUUAUGGCAAUUCCGGCGACUGUUAUAUAUUUUACAGUUUAUGAUCAGUUAAGAGAACACAUAAACCAUAGGUUAAAAUUAGUAGAGCAGCCGCUGUGGGUGCCGGUCGUGUCCGGUGGUUUGGCCCGAGUUUUCGCCGCCACUACUAUCAGCCCUCUGGAGAUGAUUAGGACUAAAAUGCAGUCCAAACGACUCAGUUAUCUAGAGUUGGGUCGAGCCGUCAAAAGUCUAUUAGAAUCUCAAGGAUUCUUCUCGUUGUGGAGAGGAUUGAGUGCCACUAUUCUCAGAGACGUUCCCUUUUCCUGUAUAUAUUGGGCUAACUAUGAGUUCAUGAAAAAACAAUUUAACCAAAAGGAGCCCUCAUUUGCGUUCAGUUUCGUGAGCGGCGCCACAGCGGGAACAGUGGCCGCUGUCCUGACGCUACCCUUCGAUGUCGUCAAAACUCAUCGACAGAUAGAAUUGGGAGAAAUGCAAAUCAUUGCUCAAAAUAACACAUCAAAUGCUAGUAAAACGAGAGAUAUUUUGCGAAGGAUUUACCGACAAAAUGGAUUUCGGGGUCUAUUUUCGGGAAUAGUCCCCCGUGUGAUCAAAGUGGCGCCGGCCUGUGCUAUAAUGAUCAGCUCUUAUGAAUUCGGCAAAUCAUUCUUUAAACAAUAUAAUGCGGCAAAACUUGAAAAAUAGGCAUUUAAUUGUGUUUGUGAUCACGUCGUGAGUAAAUUGACAACACUUUUGGCUAAAUUUCUAGUCAUUAAAACAUUUAACAAUUAAUGAUUUGUAUAAAAAAUUACAUUAUUUUGAGAAAACGAUAAAAUUCUAAUUUUAGACAAUUUUGUAUUUAAAAUAAAGAAAAUCAAUAUUUUACAUAAAA
Molecule: messenger RNA, 1508 nt
Organism: Medioppia subpectinata
Lineage: Eukaryota; Metazoa; Arthropoda; Arachnida; Sarcoptiformes; Oppiidae
Source: the annotation of a GenBank genome assembly